Molecule: messenger RNA, 1277 nt
Organism: Coccomyxa subellipsoidea C-169
Lineage: Eukaryota; Viridiplantae; Chlorophyta; Trebouxiophyceae; Coccomyxaceae
Product: UBC-like protein
Exons: 7
Coding region: 235-732 (165 amino acids)
Biological process (GO): protein polyubiquitination; proteasome-mediated ubiquitin-dependent protein catabolic process
Cellular component (GO): nucleus
Molecular function (GO): ubiquitin conjugating enzyme activity
Source: RefSeq, a predicted model, not a curated record
CAUGCCUGGAAGACGCAGUGCCCCUGGUUAGCAAUCUGGAGAAAUCCUGUGCAGCUGACAUUGAACACCCUUAGAGCCAAAGCUAUCAUUAGCAGUUGUUCUGGUCCGACCGGGGUUGUGAGUGCAGGUCUCUUGACGUAUACAACUAGCAAAGGAUUCUUUGUAUUCUCUGCCAAGGAUAAAAUAAGAGUGGAUCGGACUCUGCAGCCCUUUGAAGAUUCUACUUUAGAACAAAUGACGACGCGAUCGCCCUCACAAAUAGCCAUGCGGAGGAUACAGAGCGAGCUCUCAGAUUGGCUACUGGAUGAAAGGAGGCCAGAGGGGUGUCAUCUGGAGAGCUUCGAGCCGCUUUUGUCAUGGAUAGUUGUCAUAGAUGGUCCAGAUGUUGCACCCGGCAUGCCAAAUCUCUACGCUGGAGAGCGAUUCAGGCUACGAGUCAACUUCUCGGAUCGGUACCCACUGGACCCUCCUGAGGUGUUCUUCAUCCCCCCCUCGCCGGUGCACCCGCACAUUUACAGCAACGGUCACAUCUGCCUGGAUAUCUUAUACGAUGGUGACAAUGGCGGCUGGUCCCCUGCCCUCACACUGGGCAAGGUGGCCAUCUCUCUGCGCUCCAUGCUUGCCUCCAACUCUGAGCGGAAACGGCCACCUGGAGAUCAGGAGUACUGCGCGCGCACAUGUGGCCGCUCACCUAAGCAGACGCGCUGGGAGUUCGAGGAUGACACCGUUUGAUGAUGUCAUGCGCAGCGCCCUGGGGUGACAUCAGCUGUGGAUGCCGAGACAGCAUUGGCUGACGGUCACAUGCGCCCUGGGAUGAUGUCAGCUGGAGUCAGUAGGGCUAGCUAGAUGUAAAAUCGGGCCAGAAGCCCCUUGCAGCCCUCUAAAGAGAGAGCUCCUGCAUUCUGGAGACUUUCGUGGGAAAGCCCAGGGGAUCUGUGCUGAUGCAUGGUCGUGGAGCGCUCGUUUCACAGUAUGCGCACAUUCUUUGAUGUUCUCGUUUUUAUGGAUCUGCACUUCGUCCGUGCUGUCGUUAUGAGGAGCUCUGCCCUGUUCUGUGCGAUACGACUCCAUAUUAUGGAGGUAUCAUUGGAAUUCAUGUGCGCAGCUGGUAUCUAGAUGCUUCUUUGGAAAUGUACAAUAGGUCCAAGCCGCAAUAUUGGGCGGCAUGCGAUCAGGCCAUCAGCGGUGUGAGACAUGCAUUCUCAAAUUCUCUAGGGAUUAGCGCUAUGUCUACUUGUCCUGCACUAUACUCCAUGUAAGAAAACUAGAUUUUACUC